Anisakis simplex (herring worm) is the source of this 600-nucleotide messenger RNA. The record is from the annotation of a GenBank genome assembly. Lineage: Eukaryota; Metazoa; Nematoda; Chromadorea; Rhabditida; Anisakidae.
AUGGAUACAAUGAAUCAGUUGAUUCUACUAACGGGUAUACGUUUCUCGCAACGUAAUCCUGAUCGAAAUUUUCCAUACGGGUACGGUAAUGUUCGGUACGUGUCUUCUUUGAUCACCGGUUGUGGUAUACUGUCGUUUGGAUGUGGUCUUUCGAUGUAUCAUGGCAUUAGCGGGUUACUUCACGGUGGAACACUGGAACCACUCACCUAUGCAUAUUACGCUUUAUUUAUGUCAUUACUAUUCCAAGGGUCAUCCGUCAUAACCGCUUUCCGAGAAGCACGGCGAAAAGCUGCGGCUGCUAGAAUAUCACUUAUCAAUUAUGUGCGAACCACAGCAGAUCCGAGUCUGAAUGUGGUACUUCUUGAGGAUUCUGCCGCCGUGACAGGUGUAGCGAUUGCACUAACGGCCGUCUCGUUGAGUUCCGUAUUCGAGUCAACAAUUCCGGAUUGUUGUGGAUCGAUUUUAAUUGGGUGUUUAUUAGGUACUGUUGCAUCGUUUAUAAUCAGAACGAAUGCAGCACAUUUGGUGGGUAGGUCACUUCCGAAACGAAUCACCGAUGAUAUUGUAUGCAGACUGGAAAAUGAUCCCAUUAUUAGGUGA